AUGGCAUCUACUUUCCCACGACAACUCCAACUUGUGGCGUGCUACGACUCGCAGGCCGAACAAACUUACGAGAACACGGAGUCGAACGACGACAAUGUCGAUCCCAUCACUGUGAUUCUGGUUGAGAAGUCCAAAUCUGUGCCCUCUCAGCAGGCUACAGGUCGUUGCAUGCCUGAAAAGAAAUUAGACGAUGGUCUCAAGAAUCAGAAUGUCAUUUCUCGCGCAUUCCACUUACCGAAUACUCUUGGGGGCGGCAGUGAUGCUGCUUACUCUCUUGUGGUCAAAGUAGACACGGAAGCAUGGAGAACACCAAGCAUCUCUGCAUCAAUGGAGCAGCCUCAACCUCAGUAUAGCAAAUUGCGAUCCCUCUUCAGCACCUUUAGAUAUCUUCCCCUACCUUCAGAUGAGUUGAGCGACCAAGAUUCCCAGAGGAGGUCUCAAAGGUUCUGGAUCCGAUCAAUCAUCACCAGUGUUGGUCUCCUAUCCCUUCUGGCUCUCAUCCUGGUGUUUGCCUUUCCAAGUGCGUCUUCACACAAUGUUUCCUGGUCUGAAGAAGGCUACAUCCGGUACCCAACACCUGGUAGCGAUGGACCAAAGCGUCAACUGCGUAUUCUAUACCACAAUGCCACGGAAUGGUCACAGAAGAACCCCCAUGACAAUGGAGAAUGGAAAAUCAGAAUGGACGACCAGGCCCUUAUCCCCGCGGCAGCUUGGGAUCCUGAAGAAGAUCGAUACCAGGCGUGGUUCCAUGAUCGCUAUAAAGUCAUGAGCACUGCUGUCAAGGAGAGGAGCUUCAUACGACCUAGUUGGCUCGGAUCGCUGCACAUGGUGGUGCCGUGGGAUGAUGAGUUUCACCUCGCCCACUGCGUCGUCACAUUGAAGCGGUACUGGAAAGCCAAGGAAACUGGAAAGCAUGUUUGUCCGCGGGACAUUGCUCCGAAUCAUAUCGAGCAUUGUCUGAAUUGGUUCGAAGGAUAUGCGUUCCGGCCCGAGCCACAGUUGCCUAAGAUGGGACCUACGAUGGCAUGGCAGACAAAGGUCUGCUUCUAG
Molecule: messenger RNA, 1050 nt
Organism: Fusarium fujikuroi IMI 58289
Lineage: Eukaryota; Fungi; Ascomycota; Sordariomycetes; Hypocreales; Nectriaceae
Exons: 1
Coding region: 1-1050 (349 amino acids)
Source: RefSeq, a predicted model, not a curated record